Nerophis lumbriciformis (worm pipefish) is the source of this 885-nucleotide messenger RNA. Lineage: Eukaryota; Metazoa; Chordata; Actinopteri; Syngnathiformes; Syngnathidae. The record is from RefSeq and is a predicted model, not a curated record.
AUGAGCGUUCAGGCAAGUGCUCUGGUGACCUCCAGGUGGCUCGCGGAAGCGGCCAGGUUGCACCCCCCAAAAAUUCGGAUCCUGGACGCAUCCUGGUACUUGCCCAAAGUGCGGCGUAACGCCAAGAACGACUUCCGCGCGAGACAUAUACCUGGCGCAACCUUCUUCGACCUAAACGAGUGCUGUGAUCGAAGCUCCCCCCUGGAGCACAUGCUGCCCUCUUCCCGCACCUUCGCAGACUACGCGGGCCGGCUGGGCGUGGACGCCGACACACAUGUGGUGGUUUACGACGCAAGCGAUUUCGGCAUCUUCUCGGCACCGCGGGCCUGGUGGAUGUUCCGGGUGUUCGGCCACGGCCGGGUGUCGGUGUUGGACGGAGGGCUGCGCGGGUGGCAGCGUGAGGGACGACCGGUGAGCGAUCAGCCACCAGUCAGACGCGAUACCAGCGAGUUCAAGGCGUCACUCAACCGCAGUUGGGUGAAGAGUUACCAGGAUAUAGUGGACAAUCUCGACUCCAAGAACUUCCAGUUGGUGGACGCCAGGCCGACUGGCAGGUUCCGAGGACUAGACCCUGAACCUCGAGACAACACCGAACCAGGCCACAUUCCUGGCUCCAUCAGCCUGCCCUUCCACUCCUUUCUGUCACCAUCGGGUCACUUCCUGCCCAAGGAGCACCUCUGGGCUCUGUUUUCCGAUGCCGGCGUGGACCUCAGCCGCCCCUUGUGCGCGUCGUGUGGCUCGGCAGUAACGGCAUGCCACGUGGCGCUGGCGGCACACCAGUGCGGGCACCCAGGCGUGUCGGUGUACGACGGCGGCUGGUCCGAGUGGUAUGCGCGGGCUGCGCCACAGGAUGUCAUCUCAGAGGGCCGGGGAAAGCAUCUGUAA